Messenger RNA from Meloidogyne enterolobii, 2357 nucleotides. The record is from the annotation of a GenBank genome assembly. Lineage: Eukaryota; Metazoa; Nematoda; Chromadorea; Rhabditida; Meloidogynidae.
UUUUUUUGUGUGGACUUUUUCAAAAAUUUUAAAAAUAAAAUUUUUAAAUCAAGUAUUUUUUGCUUUUCUUUAACAUUCUCGCCUCUCUACUUUUUAUUUUUAUUUCUUUUUUAUCUCAAUUCUAUUUCUGAUAUGAAUAUUCAUAUACUUGAAUAUAUAUUUUAAUCAAAAAAUUUUUUUUGUAUUUCCUGUAUUUAAAAAUUAAAUUGAUGAUUGUAUUGCCUAUUUGCUGAGAAACAAUAAAAUAAAAAAUUUUGAAUAAAAUUUGAAAAUGUGGAAAUUUUUUGAAAUUUUUUAAAAGAAAAUUUGGUUAAUUUUUCCAUUGGAUUUUUGGUGUUUUUGAAUUUUUAAUUUAUUUUUUUUUGUUUUUGGAAAGGAUAAUGGAAGCGGUAAGCAUUACAACAACAAAUACAGCAACUCCUCUAUAUUUAGGGGAUUUGGAAAAAUGCGGAAUUGCGACGUCUAAUAAUUUGAGAGAAAUUUUGACAACGUGUGCUGAUCCUGUUGAGGCUAUUAAACAAUUUCAAGUGACUAAUAGUGUUCAGCUCCCUUCUCUAAAACCUGUUAUGAAACUGUUGGAUUUACAUGGAAUAAGUAGGGCUGAUUAUCAUGAAACGGUUAUUACCGAACUCACCGAACGUUUAGUAUCAAAAUUACGUUCACUCGGCAACAAUCAAACACCUGAAAAUGUACAUAGACUAGAACGACAUUUGGAGCGCUGUUUUCGUCUUUAUCGUGUUCCGAGGAUUAGGCCUAUAGUUUUGGAAACACUUGCUAGAUUACCUAAAGUUGCGGACAGAUAUUUGAAGCUCAUAAUUUGUGAUAAGGAACUCUAUGAUCAAUGUUCAGUCUCUGUCCGUCAACAAAUUUGGGUUAAAAACGAAACUCUUUUUCUAGAAUCAAUCGAACCCAUUUUGGAUAGUUACAUUUCUGAGGAAAGAAGACAACAUUUAAUAUUUGGAGAAAAAGGUUCCGAUGUCUUAAAUGAAUCGCUAAGUGAAGGACACGGCCAACAAUUGCUUUCCCCGGGCAUAAACGUUACUAGUAGCUUUUUUGCUGGGGAAGUAGCUACUAAACAGAGACGUCAGAGAAAACAAGUACAAGAAUUAAUCUCAAUGAUUGGGUUAAGAGAACAACUUUAUACUAGACUAGUGGAUACUCUUCGUGAACGUUUUUUGGCAACAGAAAAUCCUUAUUAUUGUUCUCUGCGGUUUGAUUUAUUAAUGGCUCUUAGAGAUGUAAAUAUGGAAUUUUAUGUUUGUCACUAUUUUGCUUGGUGUUUAGAUGCUUGUUCUAAACAUUUGAGAACUAAACAUUUGGAUGUUCAACAAUUAAAUAAAUUAAAGACGUUAUUAGAAAGUGGUGGUGGAGGAAAGAAAUGCCAAAACAAGGCAAUAAUAAUUCCUGAAAUGGCAAUGAUCGCAGGAGAUCCCCAUAUACUUCAUUUAAUUGCUUCUUUCGCUGUCAAAAUGUUGAGAGAUAAUGCUGCUAGUCCUCGUCCACAUUUGCCUAAAGAAAUGGGUUCUUUACAAUUACUUUUAAAAUUGUUAGUAAUGGGCAUCCACUGCAAAUCUUUAUUGUUGGGAGAGGAACAGUUAAUUAAUUUGAUUGAGGGAGAGUUGAAAGAAGUUGUUGGACACUUUUUACCUUCUUUUUCUACAAUGCUUGUACAGGAUGCAAUCCGUGCAGAAUUAACACUUUCAACUCCAAUAAACCUUCCUUCUCAAACAGAAGAAUUUUUAUUUUCUGAUCAAAGACCUCCUUCAAUUGAUAAAUUUAUAAAAGAAAAAUAUUUGUGUUCACUUUUGUGGUUACACCAUUUAGUUUUGGGUGGCGAAUUUUGCCCUUUAAGUGGAACAAUUAAAAGAAGACAACUAUUUGACCCUUCAAAUGCUUUUAGAUAUUGUGAACCUUUAAUUUGGAUGGCUAAAAAUUUAGCAAUCAAAGAUCCAUGGGUACAAUUACUAGUCCAAAAAUUGAUGCAAUUCCCGGCAUGUCUUUCAAAUGAAUUAACAGCAAAUUUAUUUAUUCAACAAUUUUUUAUUCCAAAUUUAAAGCGUAUUCCUAGUGCCAAAUUUAAUUUGCUACGUUUAACUUGUCAUCAUCGUUCAACUAUUCCACUAAAAAUUUUUGUAAAUUCCUUGGAAGAAUUGUUAAAUAUAUUUAAUAAAUGCCAAGAAUAUUUGAAGGAAUUGGAAGAAGAAAAAGAAUUGGAAGAGGGGGAAGUUGGGAAUGAAGAGGAGGAGGAAGAGGAAGGAAUUAAUGAUAAAAUAUUGUGUCUAGCUUUUAUUAAAGAAUUUGGGAAAUUGAAGGAAUUGAUGGAAGAGGUUUUCUUUUUUAAUUUUUUUUUAAUAUAA